Molecule: messenger RNA, 673 nt
Organism: Paramecium tetraurelia
Lineage: Eukaryota; Ciliophora; Oligohymenophorea; Peniculida; Parameciidae
Exons: 4
Source: RefSeq, a predicted model, not a curated record
AUAAUUUUAAAACUUAUUAUGUAGGAAUUGGAAGAGUUCUUAGAAAAAUAAAAGGACCUAAAUCUCAAAAUGCUGAGAGAUAUGUUGCAAACUUAAAGUCUCAUCCAGCACAAUUUGUCAAUAGGAUUGGACUCUUUGAAAAAGUGCAUCGAAAAUUUACCUACUAAAAUUGUCCCCAAGUAGGGAUUGCAAUCCAGAAUCACUAUACAUAGACAGAACCAACAUCAAUUUAUUUUGAGUCAAUUGGGUCAUAAGCAUUUCAUAUCCUACUUGAAUUUAGAAGAAGAGAUCAAGGAGAUCUAUCGAGAGAGGAUGUUCAAUUUGUCUGUUAGUUUGAGAGGUAUGAAUGGAGAAGUUUUAGAGGAUGAAGACUGUCCUGUUUAUUUAAGAAUAUACACAUCGGAGAAAUUUCCAAAAGAAGUUGAUGCCAAUAUUAAAGGGAAACCAAUAUUUAAGGGAUAAACACAAAUACUUCUGAGAGGCAGAGGUGAAUUUUAAAGAAUUUCAAUCACUGAAGUGUCCUCUCAUUUCCCUUCUGGAAAAUUUAUUUUAGUGAUAUUUUCGGAGAAAUCUUACGUAAAACCCUACAUAAUUGAUAAUUUAAUUGUUAAAGCGAAAAAAUUGCUCAAAUGAAUUAAAAAAUUAUAUAUAAAUAUUAAUGAUAAAUUUUAUA